Molecule: messenger RNA, 342 nt
Organism: Suillus subaureus
Lineage: Eukaryota; Fungi; Basidiomycota; Agaricomycetes; Boletales; Suillaceae
Exons: 1
Coding region: 125-319 (64 amino acids)
Source: RefSeq, a predicted model, not a curated record
GUGUAAGGAUUCCAUAUUCUCUACACCCUGACCAAGCUCUAAAAAUGAACACCAAUGAACCAUGCGGUCGCAAUUGUCCAUGUGACUCAUUGAUGUGAAGAGUGCAACUCUUUGCAUCCAAGUUAUGUGGAUACAUUCCUUCAUCUCCCUUGUCCAUUUUCUUUUGUUACCUUACCUUGUGCUCAGACCUCACCAUCUCCUUGUCUCACUGAAGUAUUUUCACCUCGCCUUACACUUCAUGUUCUCAUUCUGGCCUAGUCAAGUAUUCGAAAAUGUAUAUAUACUGCUCAUGUACUCUCCUACCUACAACGAAUCUUAGAGUCAGAUUCCUGCUCCAAGAAC